CCAGCAGAAAUAAAGUACUCGUCAUGGAAUUUUGUUCUUGUGGAAGCCUGUACACUGUGCUGGAGGAGGCAGGCAAUGCAUUUGGCCUACCCGAAUCUGAGUUCCUGAUCGUGUUGCAAGAUGUGGUGGCAGGCAUGAACCACCUUAGAGAGAAUGGGAUUGUCCACAGGGACAUCAAGCCUGGAAAUAUCAUGCGUGUAAUUGGGGAGGAUGGACAGUCAGUUUACAAGCUCACUGACUUUGGAGCAGCCAGAGAGUUGGAGGAUGAUGAGCAGUUUGUCUCGCUUUAUGGAACCGAGGAGUAUUUACAUCCAGAUAUGUAUGAACGAGCAGUGUUAAGAAAACCUCAACAGAAAAUGUAUGGAGCCACUGUCGAUCUAUGGAGCAUUGGAGUUACAUUUUACCAUGCAGCUACUGGCAAUCUCCCAUUUAGACCUUUCGAGGGACCCCGCAGGAACAAGGAAGUAAUGUACAAAAUAAUCACAGAAAAACCCCCAGGAACAAUAUCCGGGGUUCAGAAAUCAGAAAAUGGACCUAUUGCUUGGCAUCGUGAGUUACCACUGUCUUGCAGUCUUUCCAAAGGCCUGCAGUCCCUGUUGACUCCUAUUCUGGCAAACAUUCUUGAAGCUGAUCAGGAGAAAUGCUGGGGUUUUGAUCAGUUUUUUGCAGAAACCAGUGAUGUUUUACACAGGAUGGUGAUACACAUUUUCUCUCUGCAGCAAGUGACAUUGCACAAAAUUUACAUUCACAGCUACAACACCGCUCACCUAUUUGCUGACUUGGUCUAUAAACAGACUGAUAUUGCACCCCAUUUGCAAGAAUUGAUCUUUGAGGGCCAACACCUUGAGCUUGAACCCAAUAUACAAGCUCACAAUUUUCCCAAAACCUCUGAAGAUAACCCUCUGAUACUUGUGAACAGAGAGGUCGUGAGUGCAGUGGAAUUGAUCUACCAGGAACUCUCAAUUCCAAUGUUACAUCCUCGUUAUGAUUUGGAUCUUGAUGUGUCCAAUGCAAAGAAUAUAACUGGUAUUGUCUGCCAAGCACAGAAAAUAGCCUCCAAACUUUUGCAUUAUCAGGAGCUGGUGCGGAAAGGUGUUCGGUGGAUAAUUCGAAUCAUCAUGGACAAUUUUCGUGAAACUUUACACAAGAAGACUGAAGUGAUUCUGAAACUAAACUUCUGCAUGGCCACUGUCGAAAGAGCCAGAAAUCUAUACAACAGUUUGCUGCAGACAAACAUACUGCCAUCAGAACUAGAAGAGAUACCAGAAAUUCACAACAAGCUUCUACGUUUGGCAGGUUCUAUAGAAUCUAUAAACGAUGAUAUGAAGGAUAUUGAAGGCACGUUUUUACCUGGCAGUCAAUUGUCGGAUCAUUGGGCAUAUCAUGAAGGGACACAUCCUGAAGACAGAAAUAUUGAAAAGCUUCAGGUACUUCUGGACUUGAUAACUGAAAUCCAUCAUCAGUUCAAAAAGGAUAAAGCUUUGCACAAGCUGCCUUAUAACGAGGAGCAGAUUCACAAAUUUGAUAAACAGAAGAUGUGCCUGUAUGCUUCAAAAGCCAUGUCCUUGUUCAGGGAUGAAUGUGUUGCAAAGUAUCAGUCUUUUCUAGACGUGGCAGAUGACUGGAUGAAGUGA
Molecule: messenger RNA, 1634 nt
Organism: Rhincodon typus (whale shark)
Lineage: Eukaryota; Metazoa; Chordata; Chondrichthyes; Orectolobiformes; Rhincodontidae
Product: serine/threonine-protein kinase TBK1-like
Exons: 14
Coding region: 24-1634 (536 amino acids)
Biological process (GO): peptidyl-serine phosphorylation
Cellular component (GO): cytoplasm
Molecular function (GO): ATP binding; protein serine/threonine kinase activity
Source: RefSeq, a predicted model, not a curated record